Molecule: messenger RNA, 932 nt
Organism: Bactrocera latifrons
Lineage: Eukaryota; Metazoa; Arthropoda; Insecta; Diptera; Tephritidae
Exons: 3
Coding region: 81-932 (283 amino acids)
Source: RefSeq, a predicted model, not a curated record
UUGAAUAUAACUAAAAUUUGAGCUUUCCACAACACUUUCAGCCGGCAAUUAACUAACGGAUUAAGAAUUCAAAUACUAAAAUGUACACUAAAAAUAUGUUUACACAUGUAUUCUUGUUGUACGCCAUCGGCUUCAUUGCCAUAAGUACAGGUGAGGGAAAUGUGGAGGUAAAGUCRUUAACACCGGAGAAGUCUUUGAAYCGCCGCAGUCUGUCUGGAUUUGGCAGCGAGUCAGGACACACAGUAGCUAUCAGUGCCAGUCCUUGGCUGGGCGGCGGUAAUGAUGCACAUUUCGGUGGUGGUUUUGGUGCACUAGCUGUUAGUGGCUGGAAUCCUUGGAAGAGCUUUUCUGCGAGUCACAGCUCGGCGCCGUCACCCAGCGAGGUGGCUAAUGCCAUUGCCUCCGCAAAGCAAGCUUCAGCCAAUGUACUAAUUGCGCAACAACAAAUGCAGGCGGCUAAAGAGAAUGUGCUCAAUCAGCAACGCAUGGCUAUGGAGAAGGAAACAGCUGCCGCCAUACUUACACAGAAGUCCGAGGCCGCUGCCGCUAUUCAACGCUCCGAAGCAGCGGCUGCCGCACAAGCUGUAGUGUUGGCACAACAACGUUUGGCCGCCUCGAAGGCCGCGGUGGCGCAUCAACAACGCAUUGCUGCGGCGCGUGAAGCUGAAGCAGCAUCGGCAUUGCAACGAUCGGCCCAUGCCGCAGCGGCUGAGAUACAGAAAACCGAAUAUGAAGCCUCCAAACUGGGACAAUAUACACGAAACGGUAAUGCUGGCGCGGCACAUCAUCUCACCUUGACCAAGGAUGUAGCAUUCAGCCCAAUAACGGCAGGCACCAAUCACGUACCCAAUGUUCAGUCGUUAGGUCCAUGGGCGAGCAGUGGUGGCAAGGGAUCGGCUGGUGGUGGUGCUGGCUCCAGCGGUUGGCUGUAA